Penicillium roqueforti is the source of this 897-nucleotide messenger RNA. RefSeq names its product SDR family NAD(P)-dependent oxidoreductase. The coding region runs from base 1 to 897 and encodes 298 amino acids. The record is from RefSeq and is a predicted model, not a curated record. Lineage: Eukaryota; Fungi; Ascomycota; Eurotiomycetes; Eurotiales; Aspergillaceae. The transcript is spliced from 5 exons. Gene Ontology annotation, molecular function: oxidoreductase activity.
AUGUCUUCACUUAGCAUUGAGCAGCUUUUCGGUGUCAGGGGCUACGUCGCAGCCGUCACAGGAGGGAGCAGCGGUCUGGGCUUCAUGAUAUGCAAAGGGCUUGUGACAAACGGCGCAAAGGUCUACGUUAUCGCCUUGCCAACGGAGCCCAUUGACGAGAAGGUGGCGGAGCUAAAUGAAAUCGGCCAGUCGACGGGUGGAAGCGCACACGGAUUACCCUGCAAUGUCACGGACAAGGAUGCCAUUGCUCGCGUCGCUGCCUACAUAAGCGAGCGAGAGAGCCAUCUGGACAUUCUCAUCUCCAACGCCGGCAUAAGGAGAGAUCCUCCUGUGGCCUGCGACGUCCUUACCGCCUCUCUAUCCGAGCUGCAGACGUCCAUGUGGUCGUCGCGCCACUCGGACUGGGCUGACACAUUCUGCGUCAACACGACGGCACACUACUUCCUCUCGGUCGCGUUGCUGCCUCUUCUAGCGGCGGCCUCGCAGCUCGACCUAGGAGGCGGCCGCAAGGGCAAGGAUGACGGCCGCGGCGUCAUCGUCAUCACGAGCUCCUGCGCUAGCAUGCACAACGCUACCAAUGUGGACUUGACCAGCUACGCGACGAGCAAAGCGGCCACCGACCACCUGGUCAGGCUGCUGGCUGCCAAAUUCAGCCGUUUUUACGUGCGCGUGUCGGGCAUCAACCCAGGCUUUGUCCCUAGCAACAUGAAUCCCGUAGGGGAAGAAGGGAACAUGUUCAGCUCCCUGUUUGACAAAGUACCCGCCAAAAGGGCGGGUAACGAGGAUGAUAUUGCUGGCGCAGUUCUCUAUCUGGUCAGCCGGGCCGGCGCUUAUGUCGAUGGGGUGUCCCUUUGUGUUGACGGUGGUCGUAUUCUUCUUGCUAAUGGCCAAGAGUAA